AUGUUGCUCGACGAGGAUCCCGGCACUCUCAUCCACCACACCAUCGGAAACUUCAAUAUCCACCCGGAUAAACAAGCCGUCACGCGCAUCAAUGACUCGCUCUCCACGCUUCAACAGUCGCGCGACCUGCGCAUCCGAGAGGCCGAGUCCUCGCUGCGCAAACUCGGUCGCCAACUCAACUCCCUAAAUACCCAGCACGAAGAGGCCGUGGCACUGCACGACUCCAGCAAACACGCCGAAGAGAUUGUGCAACUGGACACUAAGAAAUUCCGCAUCGCCAAGGCAGCCUCCGAACUAGAGGUCGAAAGUGAGCGCUUAGAGAGCGAGCUGGAAAUGCUCAAGGAGAAGCUAGCAGACCUGGAAUCACAGGGUCUUGAGGGCGACGAAGCCACGCGCCGCGAGCGCGAGGCGGAUGACGCGACAAUACUGCGCCUCAAGAUCUUCCGUUCAUUGGGCGUCGAUAUCGAGCCCGACGAGGCGGGCAACUUCAAUCGGGCGGUUAUUCGCAACAGUCGCAAGGGCGAUGUGCACGUCGUUAACAUCGAUCCCAAGUUCUCCCGCUUCUUCUAUGCCAACUACUUCUGGUCCACGAUGCAGGGAUAAUUAUGAUUGGUACAUGACCGUUUGUCUCUGGAGUUCUUUGGUGGAUUUUUGAUUGGAGUUGUUAUACCC
Messenger RNA from Penicillium cinerascens, 672 nucleotides. Its product is annotated as kinetochore Spc24 family protein. The transcript has 3 exons. The record is from RefSeq and is a predicted model, not a curated record. The coding region runs from base 1 to 603 and encodes 200 amino acids. Lineage: Eukaryota; Fungi; Ascomycota; Eurotiomycetes; Eurotiales; Aspergillaceae.